AUGAAAACGACCAUUACUGACUGGUUCCUGUUCUCGCGCGGAGUCUCCAGCAUGCGGUCGUCGGCAACCAUAAAGGUGGUGUAUAGAAUCAAAUGGGACCCAUUCCAGUUUUUCCAAAGCCAGGGGUACAAUGAGGAGCCGGCCGAUGCAAUCGUGGGCGUUAUUACAUUGACUGGGUCUGCUGAAAAAUCACAGGCUCUGACCUGUUCGCAGUACAUGCGUCAGACGUGGCCAUCAUCUGGACCGCAAGUCUUGCAGUUAACCCAAGAUACGCUCCGGCUUAAACCCAACCAUGAGCAUUCCUGUACACUAUCGGAUGGAACUAGACUAUAUUCUUGUAUUCAUUCGUCGUCAGACUCGCAGGCAUCAUACUACACCGUGACAGCAAUGGGUCCUUUUGAAUCAGUGGUGGAAAUAGGUCAACAGUAUGCAUGGCUUAGCGCUGCUCUUCAUCCAUCUCCAUUUGAAAGCGGGUUGGCAUUUAGUCGGGCGUUUAUCAAGAACAUCGGCCAAACUGAGUAUGACACUUUCCCCAUCACGGAAUCAAUGCUACCAGGAGACACCCUUUGCGAGAUGGACAUUGGGAUAUACAAAGGGGUUCAGAAUCCGGCAAUACCCAAUGGAAAAUGCUGGUACAAUCUGUUUCGGAACCCGGUGGUCGCAGAGGGAUUUCCCAUCUCCAAACGACAGCCCAUCCACGAUGGCCUUGAGAUACCACUCCACAUGAUGGCAGUGCUUCUACAGACCAGGCAGGCUGAGGACUUCUCUGGCAGGGUGGUGCUCAAAGGAUUCUCGCAAAUGCUGAUUCAAGCUGAAUGCCAUCAGGAUGUAGUACUGUGGCAUUCGAUCUGCAAUGAAGCUGGAAAUCGCAUAUCAUAUGCCGACAGCACAUCGUUUGCCAGGGUAGAUAGCGGUGUCUUUGAACUUGGAACAGCUCGCCAUAUCAUCGGCUGGUGCUCCGAUGUGAAGGUGAUGGCUGGUGCGAGGGAUGCCAAGUAUGACUUCGCAAACUCUCGACUUCCCCGAGCAACUGAAAACUGCAUGCUCAGAGAUAUUUCAUUAAGCGGUGGGCGGAUAAUCAGUGGUGGAGAGAAGGUAAACAUCGGCUACAAAGACACCCCAGCUCAUGCUGUCCGCAAUGGCUAUAUCCAACGGCUUAAAUGGGUCUCAAAAAGGCUUCUCGUGCUGUGGGAUGAGGAGGAUAAACGAGGAUGGUUGAUAAAUGGUAUGACUGCUCUGCUCCAUUUGGUACGCGCGUCUUUGAACCAGGACAGUCAAGACGAAUUCAGCUCUGCGUUUAUGCUUGAUAUGGCAGAAAUACGUGAGUCAGCACGGCCUUACAAGUCUCAAUCAGCCGCUGCUGUUCUCAUCAACAAAGAAAACAUGGGGUUGAAGAUAUAUCCGGAUGGCAGCGACAGCAUUGUACUUGGAGACCGAGUGCAGCACCUCCACGGACUGUUAGAAAAGAUCAUUGAUUAUCAACUAUGGGCUUCUCAACACGAAUGGACUUCUAUUGAGUCAGUCUUUCCCCACCAUCUCGAAGGCUGGGAUGCAAAAGACCUUAUAUCAGAUCGGGAUCCCAUUUAUCCUCGAGAGGCAAUGCUCCGUGAGGGGGGAGAGCCUUGGGCAGGAUUUGCCCGAUCUGUAAAUGCCGUGACGCUGUUCGGACGUGGAUUUGGUGAUAUCAUGCAACCAUCCAGUAGUGCAUUUUGUCCCGAAUGGAUCAAAGUGCCAAAAGGAAUGUACUACCUCGCAGCUCCAGUCUCCGACCUCAUAGAAGUGAUGGAGGCAUAUGGGGAUUCGCAUUCAAUCCCGAUCAAACUAACAGGCGCGAUAAACUGGCACAAUUCAGCAAAUGCCCUUGGCAUGUGUCCAUGUUUGAAGGGAGACCUAGUUCAUACCCACCCUGUUCAAGUACUUGCUCCAUCAGAUAUGGACGUACAACCAGUCGACGAUAAGCCAACUCCACUGGUAGCGGAUGGUGCCGUGAUAUUUGGUUACAAUGAGACGUUCCAGCUAUCGGUCGAGGUGGAUAGAUCUCACCGGCAAGGCAAGCCACUAAACAGAAUCAUGUCACUAGCAGACAGCGGAAUUGGAGAAAGCCUGGGAUCAUCAAUGGGGACGAGGAGCAGGGAGAGCUCGACUCGAGGCGACUCCGCAAACACAUUUUCUCCAGUCCGAGUGCCUGCACCUCCAUCAUCCAGCUCAGGGAGUCCCAUAUCGGAAUGUGACUUGGUAACAGCAAAGGAUUAUAAUGUUGGUAUUGUGUGUGCAUUGCCAAUUGAACUUCGUGCAGUGCGUGCCCUGUUCGACGCCAGGGGACCUGACUUGGAGAUUCCCGAUAGUGACCCCAAUCACUAUGCUCUGGGCUGUAUAGGAAAACAUCGUGUCGCCGCUGCCUGUCUUCCUGACGGAGGAUAUGGAACAAACUCCGCAGCAGAUGUAGCUUCCAAUAUGAGAAGAAGCUUUCCUGCUCUUGAAUUCUGUCUGAUGGUUGGCAUAGGGGGUGGCGUCUACUCUGAAAGACAUGAUAUUCGGCUUGGUGAUGUGGUUAUCAGUAAACCAACUCAUACUAAUUCAGGUGUCUUACAAUAUGAUAUGGGAAAGACUCUACAGUACGGUGACUUUCAGCUGAAUGGAUCUUUAUGUCCACCCCCAAGACGCCUCAUGACAGCCAUCAGUGAGCUGAGAUCAGACCCUGGGUUACCUGACUAUCCUCUUGAGGGGUACCUGGAUACCAUCUGUAUUGCCAAGGGGCAACAUCGAUAUCCUGGAUUCGCACAGGAUAAACUGUUCUCCUCUGACUAUGCCCAUGAUUCGACAGGAGGCUGUGAUAAGUGUGAUCCAGCAUAUCUCAUACACAGGGAUCUCCGAGAAUCAUCCCAUCCUUACUUCCAUUACGGUCUAAUUGCAUCGGGAAAUCAGGUCAUGAAGGAUUCAAAAACGAGGGAUGAGCUGGGGAAGAAGCAUGAUAUUCUUUGUUUUGAGAUGGAAGCAGCAGGUAUUAUGAAUACCAUGCCUUGUCUAGUUAUCCGUGGUAUCUGUGACUAUGCCGAUUCACACAAGACAAAGGAAUGGCAGGGAUAUGCUGCGGCCACUGCUGCUGCAUUUGCCAAACUACUACUGACUCGAGUGAGAAGUGUCAAUUCAUAA
Molecule: messenger RNA, 3153 nt
Organism: Aspergillus wentii DTO 134E9
Lineage: Eukaryota; Fungi; Ascomycota; Eurotiomycetes; Eurotiales; Aspergillaceae
Product: 5'-methylthioadenosine/S-adenosylhomocysteine nucleosidase family protein
Exons: 2
Coding region: 1-3153 (1050 amino acids)
Biological process (GO): nucleoside metabolic process
Molecular function (GO): catalytic activity
Source: RefSeq, a predicted model, not a curated record